AUGGGCGUGGCGCUGCGCGCGGUGGUGGCGGUGGCGGAGCCCAAGGCGAAGGUGGAGGCGUACCGCGCGCUGCUCGCUGACGUCAUCGCGCGCAACGACGUGGAGCACGCCAAGCUGUUCGUCGACCACAGUGCGGCCAUGGGGGUGGGGGGAGCGGGGAGUGGGGGGGUUUGCGGGAACAGGGGGUGGAGAGGAGAGCGAGGGGGGUUGCGGGAGGCCGGGGGGUGGCGAGAAUGGGGGAGGAGGGAUGCGUGCGUGGGGGGGUGGGACGGGGUAUGGAUGGUGGGUGCGGCGACGACUGCUGAUGCCAGUAGCGGAUUGUGCUUUGGACUCUGGGGGGCGGAGCGAGCGAGCGACCGAGUGGUGCUUGUGCGGGCUGCUGCUUGCGGGGACCCCCGCGCCACCCGUUCUCCCCAGGUGCCCGUGAAAGGCGGAGGCGGCAGCAAGUUAGAGGCGAGUGAGAGGCUGAGUGCACUGGGGGCAAUGCGGCGGGUGGUCCGCACGCCUUUUCGCUGCAGCGCUGCGGCACUUGCACCACUUUUCCUCGUUCGUUCCACAACCAACUCCCCUUUCACCCCUCCCUCAUCCCCACCUCACCCCUCCCCUCAAACCCCAUUAACCCCCCCGCUAACCCCCCCCCCCCCCCCUUCCCCCACCCUCACUCACCCGUCACCCCCCUCCUCAACCCCCUUUCCCUCCUUGUCCCCGCUCCAUGCGGCAGUGCUAUCAGGACGUGCCCCUGAUGGUGGCGCGGCAGUGCUAUCAGAGGACGUGCCCCUGGUGGUGGCGCGGCAGGUGCUGCAGCAGCUGGCGGGCGAGCUGGGGGGGCUGCGCGCCGAGCAGCACAAGGCUGUGGCGCUCUACGCCCUCGCGCACAUCCAGCCGCGCGUCGUGUCCUUUGAGGAGCAGGUGGCGGUGAUCCGAGAGGGGCUGGCAGCGGUGUACGAGGGCGAGGAGGAGUGGGCCAAGGCCGCUCAGAUGCUCGCAGGCAUCGACCUGGAUGGGGGCAGCAGGGGCCAGGAUGUGAAGUACCGCCUGGGCAAGUGCAUCAAGAUCGCUCUGCUCUACCUCGAGGACGACGAUGCAGUGAGUGCGGAGACGUACAUCAAGAAGGCAUCCUUCGACAUCGGCGAACACAAGGACGAGGCGCUCACACUGCAGUACAAGGUGUGCUAUGCACGGAUUCUGGACUCCAAGAGGAAGUUCCUGGAAGCUGCGCUCAAGUACUAUGACCUCUCCCAGCUGGACCAGAGGGAGCUGGGCGGCAAGCAGGUGGAUGAGGAGGAGUUGGAGGCGGUGCUGAACGCCGCUGUCACCUGCACCAUCCUCGCUGCUGCCGGCCCCCAGCGCUCCCGCAUGCUCGCCACGCUCUAUAAGGACGAGCGCUGCAGCAAGCUGAAGAUCUACCCCAUUCUGCAGAAGGUGUAUCUGGAGCGCAUCCUGCGAUCCCCCGAGGUGGAGGCAUUUGCCAAGGAGCUCAAGCCGCAUCAGAAAGCGGUGCUACCAGGGGGGUCAACGGUGCUGGACCGGGCAGUGAUAGAGCACAACCUGCUCAGCGCCAGCAAGCUGUACACCAACAUCAGCUUUGAAGAGCUGGGUGCUCUGUUGGGCAUUGCCCCGCACACGGCGGAGAAGGUGGCGGCGCGCAUGAUAUCGGAGGACAGGAUGAAGGGCAGCAUCGACCAGGUGGAGGCGGUGAUUCACUUUGACAACGACACGGAUGACCUGCAGCAGUGGGACCAGCAG
Molecule: messenger RNA, 1746 nt
Organism: Closterium sp. NIES-65
Lineage: Eukaryota; Viridiplantae; Streptophyta; Zygnematophyceae; Desmidiales; Closteriaceae
Source: the annotation of a GenBank genome assembly